CCUUACGUGAGGCUAAAAAAAAUUUUUUUCAUAUGAUUUUUCCAUUUUUUGUGUUUUUGAACUGGGGGCGCUAAAUUAAAGUUUGGGGGUGUUAAAGCACCCCCACUAGUGGCGCCUAUGCGCCAUCGGGGGGUGGUCUAAAACGGGUCAGAUGGAAAAAUAACAUAUAAAUGAUACACAGCGUGCCCGUUUCAGCUUAUCAAUUUUAUAAGCUUUUGAUCGCCAAUUUAUACCAUAGAACCACGGUUAUCUACUAUUAGAUAACCGUGCAUAGAACAAAAACCCUUGAUGUUAGUAUCGAAUUUAGGGUAACUCUGAUAGUAUGAUGUUACGACCGUUAUCACUUAUUAAAUAAGUCAACAAAAUAAUAAAUAAUAAUUUAUGGUUUCGUUUUUGUACAUCACUACUUCUGACUUCAGAGUUCAAAAUUCAGUAGUUUAGUUUGUGUUCGGCAGUUCGGUUGUUAUUCAAAUUCAAUGUUGUUCACAAUUUACUGUUGUUGACUUGUUUAUUUUAAUGUAUACUUAAAAUUGUAAUUAAUCUUUUUUUCUUUUGUUAAUAUGGGUAUUCCCGGUUUGACAUCAUUUAUAAAUCGUAAUUCAAAUCAAUAUUUUGAAAAUCUACAACUCAAAGACACUUUGGUUAUAAUAGAUGGUUAUGCUUUAACAAAUUUUCUAUACAGGUUGUAUGAAAACCAAACAAGCGCUUUUGGUGGAGAUUAUGACGUUUUAGCUAAGGUUUAUACUGAUUUUAUUAAUUUGUUAACGAGAUGCAAUGUAACACCAAUUUUUGUAUUUGACGGUGCAUAUGAACAGCGCAAAAUGGAAACAAUCAUGAGUCGAAUGAGCCAGAGAAUCCAAUCUUAUGGCCAACCUAUAAAAUCUGCUGAAUGUAUGCCAAUGUUUGGUAGUGAUGUUAUAUUUGACAUUCUUAAUGACAUGGACAUACCACAUAUAAAUUGUGAUUUUGAAGCUGAUUCGGAGAUUGUUGCAUUGGCUAAGUUAUUAGAUUGUCCUGUUAUAAGUCGUGAUUCUGAUUUUUAUAUAAAUACAGUACCGUAUAUACCAUUGGACAAGAUUAUCCUUGAUUUAGAUUCUAAUAUAAAAGUAAUGAAUUGUCAAGUAUAUAAAGUUGAAAAAUUACUGAAUGAAUUUGGUGGUUUAAAUCUUGACUAUUUACCUUUAGUGGCUGCACUAUUAGGUAAUGAUUACAUAAGGCAAGACACAUUUUCUUCGCUUUUACGAAUAAACCCAGGGUGUUUCAACUGUGGAUUGAAACUUAAACGAAUCACAGUAUGGCUAAGAAAACAACAUGAUAUAAAAUCAGCUAUAUCAAAUAUGACUUAUAAUUUAUAUCGCAACAGUGACUAUAUCAAAAAUCAAAUAAACAACAUCAUUAAAGACUAUAAAAAUAUGAAUAGCAAAUACUUAUCAUUCAUUCUUCAAUAUAAAAAAAUGAGUGCAUAUACAGAUCGAUUAAGACAUUUAAAACCAAACGAAAAAAGUAUACUACCGCCUUGGUUAGAGUAUAACUAUCGUAGAGGUACUGUGAAUGCUGAAGUUAUGACUAUUGUAACAUUAAAAAAAAUAUUUUUUAAAGUACAAAUCGAAGACUAUGAAAAACUACCUUACUAUGCAAUUUCCUUCAAAAUUAUGGAAAGAAUAGUUGGAUUAUUGUUUGGAAAAGGUAUAUCGUUUCCAACUAUAGGAAGAAAAAAUGGACUUAAUAUAGGUCAAUACAAAAUAGAACCAUAUAUAACUAAUCCUUAUGUACCAUUAGCUGAUUUAAAUAAGAGUGAAAUAGUAUACCGCAAAAAUAUAAUUUUAAAUUUAGUUGGUAUAAAAAAACUUGAUGGUGUUCCAAAAGAUAUGGAGUUAUUUGUUUUGAUUUUAAUUUACUGGGCAGUACAUACCAAUAAUAUUAAAUCCAAACACAUGCAUGCCUUAAUCGUAUGUGCAAUAACAUUUAAUGUCAUCAAAAAAAUUGAAAUUGAUCCGAAAAACAAUAAAACUGAAGAUAAUAAUGGAAAAAGUGUUAUAGAAGAAAAUAUUACUAGAGUGAAUAAAGAAGAUUGUAUAAAAGCUAUGAGUGUGUUAUCAAAUUAUUUUCAAGUUAGUCAAUAUUAUAAUGACAAGCGUUUAUAUUACAAAAUUAUUCACCCAUUUGCACAAUUUCAGAGUUGUGUUUAUUUUUUUAUGAUUCUCAACUCAUUGCUGGACUUCCCAUUUGAACAGUGUCGUAUAGAACGUUUUUAUAAAGGGACAUUUUUGUAUAAUUUAUGUGUAGAAAUGGAAAAUUGUGAUCCAGAAAUAUUUGUAUCAAGUAAACUAUUUAAAAAAUUAGAUUCAUUAAAUAAUGUUUACAAAUCAAUAAUUAAACAUAUGAAUGUACUGUUGCCAACUCCAAAAAAAAGAGCAACUGUAACACAGGAUACUAAUAACAGUAAAGGCAAAAAAACACAGAAAAAUCCAAAAUAAUCUCAACAAACUAUUUUAUAUUUAGAAAUUAAAUAAUAGUAUCUAUGCAAAGAAUGUAUGUAAUAUAUUGUAUAUGUACCUAUAUUAUUUAAAAAUAGAUUUUAUAUUUAAGACUAUUAUACUUUAUUUUAUACUUUUAUCAUAAUAAUUUGUUAAAUUGUAAGCUUAUAUUAAAUGUAAUUCAUUUAACAGUAAAAUUAAAAUUAACCUAUUAUGAUUUUACAUAAAACAAUAUGUUAAUAUUUAGCUACUGUAAAAUGUGGUGACCCAGACAGAUUUUAACAUUUUUUUUUUUAAAUUUAACCUUAAUAUUAUAAUGUUUCUAAAAUAAUUAAAAAUAUAUACCACAGUCUUAAUUAUAUUGAAAACAGAUAAUAAGAGAAGAAUAAUCAUCAAGUUCAUUAAAGUUCCCUCUUUUUUUUAAAAGUUGAAUUUUGUGCAGAGUGACCAGCAAAUUUGGAUCACUUUAGACAGUGGUUUUGUAUUAGUUUUAUUAAAACCGAUGUUAUAGUAUGAUAAUGGCUGAGUUCAGACAAUUUGAUACUUAAAAAAAAAAUGAAAUCAAUUGAAAAAAAGGUGGGUAAGUGGAUGUCACUCUGCUGUACAGUAGAUUACAAGUGGAUCACUAUAAUGGAUGGUGUUAAAUUUGAAUUCAAUGAUAUAAUAUAAUUGUAUAAGAAAAACGAUUCUGAUCAAAAACGGUCAGUCAGCCUAUGAUAUUACCAAGUAUAUUUGAUGAUAUUAUUGUGAAUAAAGUAAUUUAUAUAUAACCUA
Molecule: messenger RNA, 3251 nt
Organism: Metopolophium dirhodum (rose-grain aphid)
Lineage: Eukaryota; Metazoa; Arthropoda; Insecta; Hemiptera; Aphididae
Gene: ast
Product: protein asteroid
Exons: 1
Coding region: 561-2477 (638 amino acids)
Molecular function (GO): nuclease activity
Source: RefSeq, a predicted model, not a curated record